AUGUCCACUGUGACCCCGACAAAGCCGAAAGUUUACAAGAAGCAGGGCGCACCGUUAUCCGAGGCUGCCCAAUACCAGGCCAAGCUCAAGCUGGGUGUCUACAACAACCCAAACCGUGGAUCAAUUGGAUUAGCAAGCUCUAAAGCGUCUGGUGCAAAGGCAGCGCUCCUUGCUGCCAAGGCAGAUCUCUCAAUUCAUGGGUAUGAGCAUAGUAUAUCCCCUGAAGCUGCCACUGCUGCCCUUGCUGCUCGUUCUCAUAUUCCUAAAGUUGAAACUCUUAAAUCUCCUUCUUCAGCAACAUACAGUUUAUCACCAGCUGCUGCCAGUAAAUUAUUGUCAAGUAACGCUGUGGUUGUCAAUCAAUCUUCGAAAGUGACUUUCGAAGAUGCGUCAUCCCAGCUUUCCAAGUCAGCAGCAUCCAACGCCAAAAUUCCACAAUAUGAAAAAGGUAGUGUAGCUGAUGAGUCUGGGUAUUCUUCUAAAGCAGCAAGAUCUUCUUUGCAACAUAAGAGUUCGUUUGCUUCGGACGGGUUGGUCUCUUCUCCAACUAAGAGUAUUACCAGCAUUAAUUAUGAGAAAAUCCAAUCUGUGGCUAGACAGUCUGCCAGUGAAGCCAUUCACAAUCGUACAACCCCAGUGGCCUCCCCUUCCCGCCAUGGAUUGACUUCUUUAGCUGGAUCGCCAUAUAUGAAUAGCCAAACUUCGGCGGUUGGUGGGAGUAUAGACUUUUCGAAAUUGACUCAGCGUGCGUCCCUGAAUGCUUCUAAAUAUAUGGCCGUGAAUCCAUCAUUAACUUCUCAAAGUUCUAAAUAUGUUCUUGAUCAAAGCGUUAAUGCCAGCUCCCCUACUGAAGGUGCUUCACGUGCAAUGUCACAAAAUAGCUCUUUAGCAUCCAAGGCACAGGUUGGUGAUACCUCCCGUUAUUCUAAGAUUGAUUCUAAGGUGUUGAGCUUAGCAAGGUCUAAUGCAGCAAAGACUAUAGCUGAUAUUGAUAAAUCAUCCAGUGAAAGUUAUGUUUAUCUGAAUGUCGAUUAUAAUGCCCAAGCAAUCACUAUUGCCCGUCAACGUGCUGAAGAACGUGCUGCUGGUCACAGAGCAGGGGAAUACAAUUUAGGAGGCGGCUUAUAUAUGCCGUUUGAUGAAGUUGAGGCAAUUGCCCGUAAGUUUGUGGCUCCAGUUUUGGCUGAUAUUGACUUAAAGACUACCGAGCAACGGAAGCUUGAUGAGGAAUAUGCCCAAGAGCAAGCCAGGUUAAAGGAGGAAAAAUCGGCUCAUGAAGAACAUUUGAAGGCAAAGAAACUUGAAAAGAAGACUUUACUUAAUCAAGAGAGCGCUUCUCACAAAGCUGAGAUUUCGAAGGAGAAGGACGAAUACAAUGCCAAGAAAACAGAAUUGGAAAGAUUGAAGGAACAAGAAUUGGCUACUCAAAAGAACAUUUUGAAAGAAGUUGAAGAAAAGCAUUCAUUGACUAUGGAACAGUUGGCCAAGGAGAAGGAAGUUGAAAAUGAUAAACUAUACCAAGAAUUGACCGCAUUCAAGACCGAAAAAGAAGAUGAAUUGAAAAAAAUGAAUGAUGAAUUAACUGCGGAAUUACAACCAAUUGUGGAAAAAUUGGAUGAGCAAAAGAAGUUGUACAACGAACUAUCUGACGAGCAUGAAGCAUUGGAAGAAAUUGCUAGAUUGGCGGAAGAAAAGGUUAAGGCUGCUGAAGAAAUCUUGGUGAAAUCCAAGGCUCAAUUAUUGAGGUCUGAAAAGGGCUUGGAAGCUGCAGAAUUGGACUUGUCCAAGGCAGAAGAUGACACUGAUAAAAUGAAAGCUCAAGCAGAAGUUGAUCGUUUGAAAGCAGAAGUUGAAAGAAAGAUUACUGAAUCCAAGCAGAGCCAAGCCGAUACAAAGCUUGCUACCGAUGAGCUCGAAAAGUCCAACCAAGACACUCUCAAGAAUAAGAAAGAAAUUGAAUUGAAGAAUGAGGCAAUCAAGCUGUUGGAGCAAGAACGAGAAUUUGCGACUAUGAGACCUGGCUUGAACAAUGAAAAGAUUGCAGCACUAGAAGCAGAGAUUUCAGAGUUGGGUAAGAGGCAAGAAGCAUACAAGAAGAAGGAAGAGCGGAAAAAGUAUGAAGAAGCUAUCGCCGUGCAUGAAGCCACUAUUAAAGAAUUGGAAAAAGAAAAGCAGGCGUUAAUUGAUAGAGAGAACGUAAUUAUCGCGGAAUUGAAGAGCAGUGAUGCUCAUUGGAAAGAGAUGAAGGAGAAAUUUGAAGAAUACAAUGUGACGGAUAGUGAAGGAGAAGGGGAAGAAGAAGAAAAGGAACAAAAGAGGAGUGAAGUGUCAGCUGCUGCGUCUGAAGGCGGUAGUUCUGAGGUAACUAAAUCCAAACCAGAGGGAUUUUUCAAUAAAAUGAUUCAAAUUACCAAAUCUCCAAAGAUCAUCAACACUGGAGUAUCUAAUAAAUCUCUAAAUGUUCAAGAAGAGGCCAGUGAUGGCUCCCCGGUUAAGAGAAAACGUGGCUUUAGUUUGGGUGCGAUGUUCAAGAAGGAUUCGACUGCUGGCAAUGCUGCAACAGCAACUGCAGAUGCUGCCACAAAAUCUACACCUCCGCCAGAGGUUAAAGGUUCGGAUCCUCAACCUGUGAUUGUUGAUGGCGAUGAAGCGGUCACCAAUAAUGCGAAAGGUGCCAUUUCUGACAAUGAUUUGGAUAGUGAUGAAGAAGCGUACAAUGAGGCCAAGCAAGUUGUUAAAGAGAAAGACGCCAAUGAAUUGGAGCACUCGUUUACUAACUUUAGUCAAGGGUCGGAAGUGGUUCGUGACCAAAAAGCUGAAAUUGCUAACUUAUUUGGUAAACCAGAAGAAGCUAAAGGGAAAUCUUUUUUCACUGAAGAUGUGUGA
This is a messenger RNA of Saccharomycopsis crataegensis, 2886 nucleotides long. Its product is annotated as Eis1 protein. The transcript has a single exon. NCBI's taxonomy places the organism in Eukaryota, Fungi, Ascomycota, Saccharomycetes, Ascoideales, Saccharomycopsidaceae. Gene Ontology annotation, biological process: eisosome assembly. Bases 1 to 2886 code for a protein of 961 amino acids. The record is from RefSeq and is a predicted model, not a curated record.